This is a messenger RNA of Physella acuta, 2299 nucleotides long. Its product is annotated as kelch domain-containing protein 1. The record is from RefSeq and is a predicted model, not a curated record. Gene Ontology annotation, molecular function: protein binding. Lineage: Eukaryota; Metazoa; Mollusca; Gastropoda; Physidae.
UAUUAGAAUCCAAACACUUGAAGAAAUAGAUUGAGAUCUAGAGUCUAGAUUUAGCUACAUCUAGAUCUAGUGAUCCUAGUAAAUAAUAACCGGCAUAGUCAUAGAAUUGGUUGGUUCAGCAUGAAGUCCAUGCUCCAAGAUAUUUCUUGAUGCGACUAUGGCACCUUCAUCUUUAAGCACUUUGCCAUCCUGGAGGAGAGCAAUUACUACAAUUCCUGAGAUCUACUGUACUGAAAGAUGUGGGCACAAUGCUCUUUGUAUUAAGGAAGAACUUAUCAUUUGGGGUGGCUAUAAUGAUUCCCCUGAUGGCUCGAUGUACUGUGAUAACAUUGUGCUUUGGAAUUACAAUUUGGAUUUUGACAAAUGGUAUAUGGCAUGUUUCCUGACAUGUGGGAACAUGCCUGAUUAUAGAUCUGGGGCAUGCAGUGCUUGCAUCUGGCCUUACUGGUACAUCUUCUGUGGACACACCCAUGCAGGAGAUGUCAAUGACAUAUACAGGAUCAACCUGCUGACUCUAUUCUGGGAACGUUUGAAAACAUUAGGAACAGAUUUGUCCCCUCGAGACAAAGCUUCCUCUUGGGUGUAUCACAACAGAAUUUACAUCUUUGGUGGAUAUGGCACAACUCCUUAUACAUAUCUGUGGGAUAAAGAAGAAGAUAAGUUUGCCUUAGAAGUCAUGAAUGAUCGAGGAUGGAAUAAUCAAGUAUUAUAUUUUGACAUUGAAGGACGCAGAUGGGUGAGGGUGUCUUGUAAGGGCUCUAAGCCAAGGGCAAGGGCCGCACAGUCCACUGUCCUUGUGGGGAAAACUGUCUACCUGUUUGGUGGGCGUCAUCAAGCCCUCAGGUUAAAUGACUUGUAUUGUCUCGACAUGGAAUCUCUCACUUGGAGUGGAAGCAUCUCCUGCUCUGGCCCUGUACCUGAAGCCAGGUCCUGGCACACAAUGUCCAACAUUGGCAAAAGUCAGCUCAUCCUGUAUGGGGGCUUUAACAAUGGCAACCAACCACUGGAUGAUGUAUGGCUUUUAAAUGUGGCCAGUUUUUCCUGGACACUUUUGAAGCAAAGCACAGGUUUCCCUCGCCUUUGGCAUACAGCUUCAGUGAAUUCUUAUGGGGACCUACUCAUUUUUGGAGGCUGCAGCAGUAACAUUGUGGAUAAUGUACAGCCUCUGGUUACAAGCGAUCUAGUCAUUCUACUGAGAGUUGAACCCUUUUCCUUAGAAAGGCUGUGUAUUCAUGCCCUCUACAAAUCUAAAGACAUUACCAAAGAGUCAUGGGAAACAUUACCAACAUCUCUACAAGAAUGGUUGCGCCAGAGAACAAAUGAGUCAGACUCCUACACUCCCUCCUACUACAAGAACAAUGUUGUCUCUUGCUGUGGACCAGGGAUUUCCCAGCUUGCUUUGUUAACUGAAACAGAAGCUCACAAACUCAAUGAUAACAAAAGAUUACAAGGUUGUGUUGCCUUCUAACUUAUAUCAAAACAGAUUUUAUAUGGGACAAAAUAUACCAAGACAAUAUUUGAGGUGAUUUCAGGAUAAAGUAUCCUUGUACAACACUUGAUGACCAGAUAUUUUUCCUCAGAACUAUACAUCUGAUUGGUUAAAAUUAAAUUGGUUAAAAUUAAAUUAAAAUGAAAGGAAGCUGAUUGUAGAUCAUUUGUACUUGUGUGUAGUGGGCUAAUCAUGCAAUACCUCAUCAUUGUAAUUACAUCUGCUGAUUCACUGCUAUAAAAUUUAUGGCAUUUCUUUUGUAUAUAUAAUAUAUUAAAUUAUAAUUAUUUUAAACACAUUGAUCUUAUAGGCCAGUUCAGUUUUUAUUAUUUAUUUUAAAAAUUUGAUUUAAAAAAAAAUUGGUUAUAGAAUCACAGUUAAGAUUUUCUGAAUGUUAUUAACAUCUGUUGUCCUCAUCCAUCCGCAAAAUAAAUGUUUACUUUUGUGAGAAUUCGAUAAGUUUAGAGAUAUUGUUUCAAGCAGUACGCUGUAUAUCAGUGGUGAGUUGUUUCAAGUAAGAAAUGCCAACUUGCCGUUCACUUUUAUAUACAGGUUGUUUUGUUUUAUGACAAUAAAUAUCUCAAGUGAUAAAAUAUGUAUGUGUGUGUAUGUUGUUAUGUCUUGUUUUAUACGGUGUUAGAAGUUUCCGUAAUUAGAAACUGAUAUCUACUUAAAAUAUUCAUACUGUAUGGAGAAAGAGAUAUUGAUAUUACAUUAACUACCCACAGAAUACAUAGUUCAUAUUGUAACAUACUGUCACUAUUAUGAGUUGUAUGUAAUUAAAGGCUUUAAGUAUCAUACAAAUAAAAA